Molecule: messenger RNA, 765 nt
Organism: Trametes versicolor FP-101664 SS1
Lineage: Eukaryota; Fungi; Basidiomycota; Agaricomycetes; Polyporales; Polyporaceae
Exons: 3
Coding region: 1-765 (254 amino acids)
Source: RefSeq, a predicted model, not a curated record
AUGUCCACCUCUGGCAUUACCCUCUAUGACGUCCGCUCUACGGUGCCUCAGCCAUGGGCUCCGAAUAUCUGGCGUAUACGAUUUAUCCUGAAUUACAAACGCCUCCCCCACCGCACCGUCUGGCUCGACUUCCCCGAGGUCGAAUCCACCCUCCGCACGAUCGGUGCUCCUCCCUCCGCCCAAAAGUCCGACGGCCGCCCCGUCUACACCCUCCCCGUAAUAGUCGACACACUCCGAUCCCGGACCACGCCCGUCGUGCUCUCUAACGUCAACACGAUUGCCGAGUACCUCGAGGCGACGUACCCUGCGCGCUCCAUCUUCCCCGAAGGCUCGCGCGCCAUGCAGGCACUCUUCGUGCACUACGUGCAGGAGAUCUUCGCGCGUCCCCUCCUGCCGAUCCUCGUUCCGCUCACGCACCAGCGGCUGCCAGAACGCAGCCAGGCGCACUUCAGGUGCGGGGCGCCCGCAGUUGCGCCGGGCGCGCACCUCGGCGGCGUGGCGGCGGCACAGCACGACCAGGCGUGGCUUGCCGUGAAGGAGCAGUUCAACUUCCUCGCGUCUGUGCUGGACAAAAAUCAUUCCGACCGCAACGGCGUUGUCGCCAUGGGGCAAGAUAUCACCUAUGCCGAUUUCGCGCUGUGCGCCGUGCUGAUCUGGAUAGAGAAGGUCUCCCCGCAUGAUUGCUGGGCAAGAAUACGCGAGUGGAACGGAGGAAGAUGGGCGCGGCUGUACAGCCAGUGCCGCGAGUAUAUGGAUGUGUGCUAA